This is a messenger RNA of Entrophospora candida, 474 nucleotides long. The record is from the annotation of a GenBank genome assembly. NCBI's taxonomy places the organism in Eukaryota, Fungi, Glomeromycota, Glomeromycetes, Entrophosporales, Entrophosporaceae.
AUGUCUGGUUUAGAUAUCACUAUUAUUCUCGGUAACAAACAAAGACAACUACCCAAACCGUUUAAUAAUCGUCCUGGAUAUGAUAUGAAUUAUGUUAGGACAUAUAUCAACUAUUAUCAUCCUAAUUAUUAUGUUGAAGAAUUUGAGAAACUCUUCGAUACUGAAAAAAAAUAUGACAACUUGUCUAUCGUAAAACGGGAUGAAAAACUUAUUCAAUGGGCAGUACGAGUUAGAAUCAGUCUUCAAGAUUUAUUAAGCGAGAAUAAACUUGGUAUGUAUCAUAGAUAUUGCUUAUUCGCUUCUUAUCCUGGAGGUAGACUUGUAGGUUAUAAUUAUUUCCGAAAUUACUACAGACCAAAACCACUUAAGAAUGGGACUGCUAUCUGUUUCGGGUGUUGGAAGGUAUUUCGUGCUGAUGCGGAUAUAAAGCCUAAAAAAACGUUUGACCAUGCUUAUAAAAGAUUUGCGGAAAUG